This is a messenger RNA of Spizellomyces punctatus DAOM BR117, 7627 nucleotides long. RefSeq lists its product as uncharacterized. Gene Ontology annotation, biological process: transmembrane transport. The record is from RefSeq and is a predicted model, not a curated record. The transcript is spliced from 10 exons. Gene Ontology annotation, molecular function: transmembrane transporter activity. NCBI's taxonomy places the organism in Eukaryota, Fungi, Chytridiomycota, Chytridiomycetes, Spizellomycetales, Spizellomycetaceae. The coding region runs from base 86 to 7399 and encodes 2437 amino acids.
UUUUUUUAGAGGGCCUCAUCGCCGUCGUUUUUCCUUUCCAACAAGUUCAUUUCACAUAGAAAAUAUCAUUAUAGACUUGUCAUGAAUGACGGGGCCGCGCUUGUUCAACUGGCUGAAUUCAAAGGAUGAAGGUGAUGGUCAGCAAGAUGACAGAGUACAAACAGACAACUCUGAGGAGAUCACAAAGAAAUCUAGACCUGCAAGACUAAGCAUUGACACUUCCGACUCGACUUUGUCUCGAACAUCCUCUACUGUCUCUGAACCAUGGCACUAUGAUGCUACACCCGAUCACCCCCUUGCUAUCGCCGCCGACAAUUUGCCGGAAUCUCACACUUGGCAUGCAACAGCCAGUCCCGCGUCUCCCGUUACCUUUCCCGCCCCAGUUCCUCUUCGAGAUGACUUGGACGAUGCUCCUUGGUUCGCAAUUGCUACUGAAGAACAGCCGAGAGCACUGUCUCCAAGCUCUCCUUUAGAGAUUGUUAACGAAGAUGCAUGGUACGCGGAGGCAACCGUAAGAUCGCCCGUUCGAGUCUCAUCUCCCCUACCAGUGUCAAGCUCGCACUCUAACGCUGGUGACGAAGAACCAGACUUCUUUGCCACUGUUGCAUCACCCAAAAAACCAUUUCGCCUGCGGAAAAGACGAAAAAGCGAGGCGGGAACAGAGUCUUCGCGAAGUCUUACACCAGAUAGUGCAUACUCCGCGACUACAAGUAUCGCGGGUUCAGAACAUGGUGAAAGUGCAGCUGACGACGAUGGGGACGAUGCAAAAACGGUUCUCACCACCAGAUCAGAACCCAUAAAGCAAAAAAAGAGUAGGCUCUCAUUUGCGAAUAGUGACAUCACGGGUUCCCUCCGGUCGGCAUUUCGCCGCGCACUUUCGCCUGAUCCGCCCCCAUUACCGCUACGAUCGCCGACUCCAAAUGCCGCGCCUCACACAUCCAUGUCCAUUGUACCCCCCACCCUCCCUUCUCGACCAUUUUCAACACCCCCUAUAUCCCAGCAAUAUGACGAUCAUGUUGAAUUCUACUCUCCUACACGGUCAACCCCACCGUCACCGGCACGCCCGACAAGAACCGAGCAGAUCAUACAGACUGCCGCAGACCAGAUUGAUGAGACGAGCGUAAUUUUGUCUCGUCUGUUGAGAAGCGCCAAGAGAGUCGUAAAGUCGAAUGCACCAUCUCCUAUACCCGGGACUGUCGUUAGAGCGACGUUCAAGAGGACGGAAUUGCAGGCCGAACGGGUGGAACCUACCGGCCAACUCCUUGAAUCCGAACCAGUAUGGCCGGUAGUGAAUGGUCAUGUAACAGAUGUACCUGAUGUGGAACAAGAGCAACUGGCAGAAGAAGCAAACCACGUGGGAGAGGAAUUUCGGCUCAUGUCUAUCUGGCCCCAUAAAGAAGGCGUGCUUAGCGACUUGAACGCUCCACAGGGAUUAUACGCCACACAAGCGCAAGUCUCUGAACCGCUAGAGACGCAGAUCGUUUUACCUGUCAUUGAUGGUAGCCGUGAAGAUAUGGAAGCUCCUCGGUCGAUACCUGCGAACCAGUUGGAUCACUCACAGCAAAUUGAUUGUCAGCCGAUAGUUCCAAUGAUCCGAGCGUUGUGUGAAGAACUGACCGAUGGGUGUGUAGCUCAUGACGCAUUACCCUUUGAGCAUGCAGAUGACAUCGCGCUGGAUCCAGUCAUUCCAAUGACAACAGCGCGGGUUGAGAGUGUCCGCAUUGAUGUUGAUCCAGAGAACGUCGAACAUAUGGAGGUGGCCAAGGAGCUAGAUGUGUGCGUUAUAUCACCGGUAGCAGUUGGGUUCCAAGUUGAUACCCUUGAAAUGGGCGUGGCGAGGGAUGCUUUGUUCGAGCAGGCGGCAAAAGAAAGCAAGAUUGGUCUUAUCUUACCCGUGGAUAUUGGAAGUCAAGCGAGCAGCAUCAUGCAUUCUGAAUCCCUGGUCACUCCAGGAGCGAAUGCCCACAAUCAAGAUAUUUCCCCUGCUCGCGAUAUACCAUCGUCGAUGCCGUGGAUCUCGACAACCGACAUUAGUCAAAAGGAUCCAUUGGCAGACGCGGACUUGAUGUCAAAUAGGGACGUGGGCGUGGGUAUUCCACAGUCUUCGAGUCAUUCAAUCAUUUAUGCAAAGCAGGCUGAGUUGGUGGAAGUGGGCCGAGACGUACAGUCCGGCCCAAUUCAACCAACGGUCAUUCUGCCCAUUACUGGAGGGAAAGUGGACAACAAAGACAUCGUAUUUGCGGAUGCCAGUAUAGAAACCAUUGACCAAGACGCUCACGUUUUCGAAGUGCACCCAGUUUUGCCAACGGCGCAAGCACAGGAGACUGUAGAGGUCCAUUCACAUGAGGAGGAGACAGACGGUCCCAUAUUUCCUGCCUCAAAUCUUGUGGUUGAUGGAAUCUUCCCUAUUGCUGAUGGACAAGUGCACUAUCGGGAUGAUAUGCAAUUGGGCGGCGACGCGCGGGACGCGAAGAUUGUAGUACCUUCAUCGCCCGUUCCUUUGAACGUCGUACUUCCGCAUGUGCUACCCCCUUCGUUGCAGAACAGUAAAAGUGGGACCACGGAGGAUGAUUCUACAAUACGAAGCAUUGGUAGAGAGUUCGACGCUAAACCCCAGGGAGUAUCACAGUCCUUUGACAUGCCUCGAGAAUUGGAAGCGAAAUCAUUACCGUUGUCGCCAACCAUGAAAACUACAAUUCACCUACCAUUUGCGAGAGCCGUGGAUGCACAAGUUGACGUAGAGGAGCACCAGCGCUCAUCUGUGGAAGGAAUUGGGAACGCUAUUGAUCUCACUGUGAUGGUACCUAACUCCUCUGCUGAACAGAUCGUGGUUCAAUCUGAUCCGGCAAUAGAGGUGAUUCGACAUCUGGUUGAAGAUCGGACUCAAUCAUUGGAAUGGAUUGCGCCGAUAUGUUCUGGGGAGAUUGCACAGCUUCUCGAUGAAGCUGAAAAGGUUGUGGAGUGCCUGAGAGAGGCAGUGCCGGUUACCAUAGACCCGCUCGAGUUGGACAACUCCGAUACUGGGACGUUUGCCCUAGCGCAGGACAUUUGUGACGUACCUCGCGUGGUUAUCGAUGCAGAACAACUUGCGCAGGUUACAGACUUUCCUCAAGGCGACCGCGAUAUCGAUGUCUUCACGGCAACCACAUCGGGAGGUCGUGCCGGUGUGCAAAAGGCGUCCCUUGAAGCUCUGGGGCCACUGGCCACAUUGAUUGCAACGGAAGAUCGGGAGGAUGAUGAGCUGUCUGCGAAACCCGCAAUUGCCAUCACCAACCCUCCAUUAUCUCAGUUACAGUCCACACCCAGUACUGCUGCUAGCACGCGUAUCCGAUCCAAAAGCGAUAAUACGGAUGAUGACCUUCCCUAUUCGAGUAUCUCUGCGCGGUCCGCCAGACCCAAGAAGUCUGCAAAGAGACCUCCGCUUCCCCAUCCGCAACUCCCAUCCAGCACGUUUGCUAGCCGACGAGUCCGAUCCAAUAGUGAUCAUACGGACGACGACCUUCCUGAUCAGGAGAUGUCUGAACGGUCCCCAAGAACCGCAAAGGCGACAAAGAAACCUCCAAUACCUUAUCCCCAGUCCACCGCCUCCGCUGUCACUAGCGUGCGCGGCCGGUCCAAUAGCGACAAUACGGACGAUGAUAUUCCCUAUCUUACAGACGCGUCUUCCCACGUCGUUUCCACCGGUCCUGCCACUCCCAUGUGGGAUUCCGAUGAUGUGGAUUCGAACGCGGACUUUUUCGAACUGAAGCGCGGCGAUAAUUACGACAACCCUCCCCUGAAAUCCUUUAUUGAGCGCCCCGCGAUUUUGCGUCCGCGUCACACCCCGUCGGCAGAAUCCCUCGGACGUAGAAUUCUGGAGAGCUUGAGUGGAUUGGGGGCUGUCCGGGUCUUGGAGCGAAACGAUAGCGGGAACACAGACUUUGCUGAUGAUGUCGUAGAUAUCAGUCCAAGUUUGGAGCAUGGCCUCGGGUUGGGUAUGCUUCAAGGAAAGAGUACCCGGCCAAGGAAACAUUCGACUCUGUCAGUAGAGGUGCCGAUCGCUGAUUUUCUGGACAAAUACGAUGAUGAUGAGAGUGUGGAUGAUUAUGAAACAGAUAACUCGGAGAAUGAGAAAGAGAAUCCCGAAGCUAAUGGAGACCGUACGGAUGACAGUCAAAGUACGGUUACUUUCAAGUUGGACAGAAACGUUGUUGCUGAGGAUUCGAAGAUGACAGUCCUUGACCAUCAAGCGUCUGUGAUACAUGAUAAAACCUUCCUUGCCGAACAAAGGUUCACUGCAUUGGAUGACGAAAUACUUACAGAACCUUCUGAUAAAGGUGUAUUUGUCAGAGAUCCGCUCAUAACAGACACCGCAGACGCAACUGUACGCUCUGCUAUAAAGUCUGAUGCUAUCCUCGCAGGGGCAGUGCUUUCAACCACCGAAGGCGAAUCAUUAAGAGAUUCCAUCGUUCAAAUUUUGGAAAACUAUGGAAGCGAUCCUGCGCAAAGUUCCGGGUCAGCGCUUCGAAAAACGAUGGACAACCAUAGUAUCGGGUCAAAUAAUGGAACUCUUGAGCGGAGUAACACAAACAGUCAUCCGCAUUCUACUAGAAAUUCAGGGCCAAUAUUGGAUGUUGCGGAUGAAGCGCACGGUCAAAAGCACCGGGCGAGGCUGUCUGCAGAUUCUAUUGGUUCUAAUGUGGCAAUUGUGGACGGUGGCCGAGAUCGUCAUGUAGAUGAACCAUCCGCUGGCGCGUUGGCAGUCACUCGUGACGCCCAGAAGAUUCUCUCCAAGGAGUUGCAUACAACUCGCGAACCGAUUAUCGUACAGAUCUCUCCGCCGACAUCUACCAUGGCACUGGACCGAGACGUUACAAGAAAGGAUCGGACAAAGUUUUUAUCGGUUUCCUUGGGCAGUAACGUGGACAGUGGUAUCAGUGAUGUCUCGGGGCCAUCCGUGCAUGCGGUACACUCGCGAGGUGGAUCGAACGAAGAUCCGAUGGUGGAAGCGCAGAAAGACGUCAUGCAGCCAACAACUCGAUCACACCAAGUCGCCGCCCCACCGCUGAAUCCGCCAAAGAGCCUAAUGGAACACAUGCGGGACGUGAUUGUUGCACAAGCACAUAUUCCGUUGCAUCCAGACAUGCAGCAUGGCAAUGCCUCAGCGAGCAAGUCGUCCGAUGUUCCCUUGGGUCGCAUACGCAGUGUACGCAAGGCAUAUAUGGCUGCACCUGCUGCUGAAGCUUUUAAUGAUAAUCCGGUGGGCGCAUCCACUAAAGAACAGUGGGAUAACCGAAAGGGGCAAGCUGGCAGUUUCAAGUUAAACCUGGGGAGUACUGCGCGCAAAAGGAGCUUUUCAAGUGAGCUUCAACAGAAGGCAGAAAAUGCGUCCAGACGUAGGUCUUAUUAUGACAUUGAAAAUGCAUCUCCGCCUCCUUCUGGUUCUGAGACUGUGCGUGAGAAUGGUUCUGAACGCUCCUUGAGUGGCGAUAAUGAUGAUCAGAUGUCUUGGAUGGCGGCUAUUGGAGCUACGUUCGCGGUUGCCUCGUACGGAUUUUCAUUUUCUCUUCUUAACAUCGCCGGUCCGAUCAUGACACACUCCCCUGCCUUCCAUUCCAAUACGGGGCUUGGUGCUGCGGAAUUGGCACAGGCCGCCUAUUUGGUUGCCUGUGUGGCAUCAGCAGCAAUUUGGCUGUGGUUUUCAGGCGUUUGGGGACCUGCGCGACCGCUAGUGUUUUGCCUAUUCUUGUUUACAGUGUUUACGGCGCUUUGUAGCGUCGGUGGCGAUUGGAAUCGUGUCAUAAGCUUUGAGGCUAUAGCAGGAGUGGGCGGUGGUGGUAUUUUACCAUUGACUUUCUUAUUGGUAAAAGACUCUAUGAAACUGCGCCAUGCUGUGCGAGUUUAUGCCGUACUGGCCUUGGUGUUGAUUUCUUCGCUGGCAUUUGCCCCUCUCAUUGGCCACCGUCUCCUCCUGAACGCAUUCACGAAUCGAAAGUGGAUAUUCCUCCUCCCGGCACUGCUAUGCAUCCCCGCGAUUAUUAUGAGUGUCUUGUUGGCUAAUCGUUUAGCUACCCCAAGGACGAGACGGUUGAUAACCAAGUUUUCCACAGCAAUGUUGAUGGCGUUCGCAGUGGCCGUUGGGUUGAGUGCUGUCGUUUGGGGUGGGCAAUAUCCAUACAAACGGAACCCAGGGAAUGUAGAAUUGGCUGUAGCAUUGGAAAUGAUCCCUGGAGACGUACAUGUGAACCCGAUAAGGAUUCUACAUGGACCAGGCUGGAAGUUGGAGAAUGGAGUUUGGGUGACAGAUCCAACCUAUACAAAGACCGUUUCGACGCCGCUGCCAAGUUCAACCGUUUCUGAACCGACACAGACCACUCCUAGUUCCGCUCCUAGUUCAUCUGGUACACCGUUCCCUGGCGCGACUGUCUCCUCUAGCAUCCCCGCCAGUACUACAAUAUCAUCACCAAGUACCGCGACCACAUCUACUCCUCCCACCAUAUCAAAGCCCAACCCAUCAUCCCCCAUGUCGUCGACGACGCCAUCCCCUCGCCCUAGGCCUCCACCUGUGAGCGUGGCUGGUUCUGAUAGACCACCAAAUGACCUGUUUCUCAACAAGUUGCACAUGUUGGAUCAAUGCCGAUUGCCGGCAUGGGAUGACGUGGAGGAAGCAGAGCCGGAGAAUGCGUUAAGCAAGGCGGGAUGGAUUGGAGGAAUGAUAGGUUUUGGAACAGUAGCGGUUGUAUUAUUUGGUGUACUCGGGCGACAACUGUACCAUAAUGGAGUUCUGGCCGAUCGGAAUGGCAAGCAAACUCUGGUUGCCGGCUUAUCCCUGGUGUUUAGCACUACGGCUCUCGCAUCUAUCCUGCGCUACCCUCCUCUUCAACUUGCUCUUCAAGCAUGUACCCCGACUCCGUUCCUCUUAUAUCCUCUUAUAGGUGGAAUAAUUCCCUUUUUGCUUCUUUUCCUUCUUCCAUAUUCGAAGCACUCUCAUACACGGGCGGCUUCGCCUGGGGCCAUUAUGGUAUUGGUCGGAGCCAUUCUAGCGGCCGUGGAUGCUGGGGCUGUGACUGAUGGAUUUGGUGUUGGAUUCAUGAUUUUUGGAGUUUUGGUGACUUUUGUGGGUUCCACUGUACGCUCUGUUGAGGGCGGAGGUGUCGGUUGGAGUGCAUGGAUGGGAGUAGGCGUUGUUGCUGGCACAGCUUUCGGCACCCUCCUCGCGAGUACUCUCUUCCGCGCCCACAUGUUGGAUCACACGACUGUAGCAACAAGUGCAACUCUUUUACUCCCACAUACCCCUGCUCCCUCGGAUCCCACAACCGUAGAAACAAUCAAUGAUGCAAUGCGACGUGUGUAUAGAGGCGUGGCUGUCCCAUUUUCGGCUGUGAGUUCCUUGGUAUGGAUAUUAGGAUUGAUACUCUAGGAUGUGUGUUCCAGAGAAUGGCUUAAUCCGGUUGGUAGAUGAUGUUACUUCCCUGAUCAAAUGAAUGUUAGAUAGGCGCAUAGAUUAUUAUGCAGAGACAAAUUUGGAGUAUGUCUCCUAUUUCUUGGUAUUCUGGUAGUGUUAAUUCAAUGUAUAUGUAUGUAGAAGCUGUAUAUCUAUGAAAAUCAAUCAUAUGAAGAAGUCUCAAAACUUGAAAAUACAAUGAAG